Molecule: messenger RNA, 695 nt
Organism: Pyrus x bretschneideri (Chinese white pear)
Lineage: Eukaryota; Viridiplantae; Streptophyta; Magnoliopsida; Rosales; Rosaceae
Exons: 1
Coding region: 89-535 (148 amino acids)
Source: RefSeq, a predicted model, not a curated record
UUCCCAAUUUCUCAGAAACCAAGGGUUGAUCAAUGUCAUCGCCGGCCCCGACACCUCGAUAACUCGAUCCCAGCCGUCCGAUUGAUCGAUGUCAUCGCCGGCGCCGUCGUCGGCCUUCUUCGUCAUCUGCCUCCUCCACUCCCUAAUCGCCAUAUCCUGCGGAGCCCUCAUGAUGUUCUACAUGACGGAGGUCUACACCUUCGGGCACGGGACCGAGACCGCCCAGAAGCUGAUGGGGUCCACCCCCCACGACCAGCUCCUGAUUCGGACCUGCGACUCCUUCUCCGGCCUCCUCCUCUUCGCGAUCGGCUUCCUGCUGCUCAUGGUCUCCUUCGUGAAGGAUCGCGAGUUCCAGAGCUUCUUCGCCAAGGGGUGCACGGUGCUCCACGUUUCCAUGGCGCUGUGGCGGUGCUACUUCGAGCGGCGGGUGGAGGACCUUGCCUGGGACUGGCUGAGGCAGACGGUCGGAGACGUCUUGCUGGCUGCGUCUUGGGUUUUCUUCCUUGUUUUCUCCUGGAGAGAAAAGUACGACUAAGCCCCUCUUCUUCCUUGUUAUUUACGGCUUCUUGUUUUGUUAUAUGUUGUUAAUUUGCUUUUUGGUUCUGUUACAUGUUAGUGGAAUAUUGGUCAUCUUUGUUGUACAUAUUUACUUUUGUGGAUAAUCAAAGUUGAAACACAUCAUCCCUUGGUGGUCA